Megachile rotundata (alfalfa leafcutting bee) is the source of this 1563-nucleotide messenger RNA. RefSeq names its product peroxisomal biogenesis factor 10 (gene Pex10). NCBI's taxonomy places the organism in Eukaryota, Metazoa, Arthropoda, Insecta, Hymenoptera, Megachilidae. The record is from RefSeq and is a predicted model, not a curated record. Gene Ontology annotation, molecular function: zinc ion binding. Gene Ontology annotation, biological process: protein import into peroxisome matrix. Gene Ontology annotation, cellular component: peroxisomal membrane.
UAAUAAAAUUAUAAUUAAUGUUCUUCAAGCUUUAAACAAACUUAAUAACUGUGUAUCUAGUCAGCAAUAUAAUUCUUUCGUUUUGUUUUUUAUCUACACGCGAAGUCACGAUUUAUCAAUCCUGAUAUUUAUUUUUGUAUUUUUAUUAUUAAUAUCUUAGGCAAACGAACGUAUCUAUUUGCUAUUUAUUUUUCCCUACAAUAUCUAACGUUAAUUUUUUGUACUCAAACCUGCUUUGAAAACUGCAUUGGAAACUUGUUUUAUAAUUAUCGUGUACGUCACGAGAACUGUUUUUCUUACAGCUAUAUGUGAUGCAAUUUUGGCGGCAUACUUUGAUCCUUAUUAAAGAUUUACAUGUUUUUAUAUCAAUUUUUUGUAUUUACUGAUAAGUCAAUACUCACUGACUUGCUGUAAUUGCAAGAGUACAUAGUUGAUAAAGCAGGAAAAAUGUAACAACAUCAGUUUUAAUGUUUGAGGUUAUGUUUGUAUUACGAUGAGUAUAUUUUUCUUAUUAAUAUCUAUUACGUUGCAUUUUUAAACAUGAAUAUUUUUGUUUAUAAUCGCGAGUUUACUUUUUGUUAUUAAUUUGCUGAAAAAAAUUAGAUGUUACAUGUUGUGUCAUAAAAAUUAAGACGUUGUUUUAAAUUUUAAAAUCAAAAUGGAAAGAAAGAAAAAAUAUCGACAAUUAAUGAGUGCGACUCAAGCUGAAAUUUUACGGUCGCAUCAGAGGGAUGACGAUUUCAUCAAACAUUUAAGAGACAAACUUGUAGAUUUUUUACAAAUAUUUGGAAGACAAGGAAGUUUAGUACCCUUUAUUCAUUCUGAUAUUCCGUUCAAAUUAAUUUAUUUCUUUUUUACAACUGGAAUGGGCAAUCAAACAUUGGGAGAAGAAUACACUGGAAUUGUACAAGCAAAUUUAAAAGUUUCUAAAGUUCCAUCAUUGUUUGCAAGGGUUUUGGCAGUGAUUUUGGAAUGUUUUGGAGAAAAAGGAUUAUUAAAAUUAUUGAAAAGAUUAGAAUUAUCGAUUAAUCAUCCUUCCUCACAAUUAAGACCUAAUGUUGUAAUGUUUUUAAACUCUGUUAUACCAAAACUAUAUAGCUUGAUACCUAUUUUUAUUGUUGUACAUAAAGGAUUAUUUUAUUUAUUUGGUCAAUAUUAUAGUCUAGGUAAAAGAAUAGCAGGUAUAGAUUAUGCAAAGGUGUAUGGUCGGCGACCAACUGAUAGUAUAAGUUGGGGAUUAAGAUUAUUAGGAGUUGCUACCAUUGCACAGUGCAUAUUAAAAAUCUGGCAAAGUAGUAACAGUGCAAAUGAUGUUGACAGAUAUAUAGCAACUGAUGAUAAACAUAGUAACUCAUUAUGUCAAUUGUGUCUUGAAAAAAUACCAACAACUACUACACCAUGUGGUCAUUUGUUUUGUUGGUUUUGUCUUACCGAUUGGUUGAAUUCUAAACCCCAGUGUCCUCUGUGCAGAGAACAUGUUGUACCUUCAAGAAUUGUAUAUGUAAUGAAUUUGUAACUUUCUCAAUGUUUAAAAACUAUUAAAUGAAGAAAUUAUAAAAAAUA